This is a messenger RNA of Durusdinium trenchii, 516 nucleotides long. The record is from the annotation of a GenBank genome assembly. Lineage: Eukaryota; Dinophyceae; Suessiales; Symbiodiniaceae.
AUGCGAGAGUUUCUGGGCUUUGCCCUCUCCAAGAUGCACAAGACGGUCAUUGAGGAAGAGCAGCGCUACGCGGUGGUCUGGGUACAGGAGAGUGACCAUCGAGUAGGGCCCUGGAUGGCAUGGCGAUUUUCCGAGAGCCUUCCUGAGAGCUAUGCCAAGAACCUCGAGGCCGUCCAUGUGGUGCAUCCUUCAUGGACCGUGCGCUUCUUGCGCUUGAUCUUGUGGCCUUUGGCUUCUGAGGACUUUUGGGAUUACUUCCAUUCGCACGAGCGGAUUGAGUUCCUGGACGUGGCGCUGGACCUGCGGAAGUUCCGGCUGCCCAAGGACAUCGUGGAAUACGACCAGUGGCUAGACAAACAGGCAGAAGAGUUGCACAAGCAGCAAGCCAUGAAGCACAGCCAUGGCGCCUCGCCAUGUGGGCCUCGGCCGGGAAGCACAAUUGACGGUUCAUUUCAUGUCCGGAUCUUUUGGGUUCUCCAAAGCUUCAACGACGGGGUGGGGGUGCUUCAAACUUGA